Molecule: messenger RNA, 1648 nt
Organism: Phyllotreta striolata
Lineage: Eukaryota; Metazoa; Arthropoda; Insecta; Coleoptera; Chrysomelidae
Source: the annotation of a GenBank genome assembly
GUUCUUUUUUUUAUUCGUAUUGCACUCAUGCUAAUUAUCUGCAGUAUGAAUGGUACACGAGCACCGCAGAGUUUGCUCAAGAUUUUAACAAGAGAAAGCGAAAUAACCAGAGACGACUGUCGCAUUUAUUAAGCAUACAUCAAAUAGGCAACGUAAUAACAGAAAUUUAAAUAGCAAAUAUUAUAGUGGGUUUUUGGUGGGUUAUUAUUUGAAGUUUGGUGAAAUAUGUGGAGUAUUUAUGUACUAUUGGCGUUAUGGAUUAGCGCUGGUGAAAUUUAUGGAUCGGAUAUUCCACCGUACAUUAAGCAAUGCCAGGAAGGAGAUCCAGAAGUUAUAAAAUGUUUCAUACAAGCUAUCCAUCACUUGAGGCCCUACCUAGAAAAAGGCAUCAAGGAAAUAGAAUUACCUUCAGUGGAGCCCUUCAAAAUGGACGAAUUAACUUUAUCAUUCACUACAGGUCCCAACGGAUACAAAGUUUCCCUAAAAAACAUCGACGUAUUCGGAGCCAGUAGAUUCCGAGUAGAAACCUUAAGAUUAGCCACGGAAAAGCGUCCUUUCGAAGCGAAAAUUCGAAUCCCACAAUUAACAAUCGAUUCUACAUAUGAAAGUAGUGGAGUUUUAAUUAUUUUGCCCGCUAGUGGAAACGGAACGUUUAAUGGCAGAUUAGAGGAUAUUUUAGCGACAGUCAGGGGAACAACGAGCGUUAUGACAAUAGAAAAUUCGAAAUAUCUUCACGUAGAUUCCCUGAAAGUCGACCUGGAUGUUAAAGACCUUGGAUUAGAAGUUAAAAACAUCUACAGAAAUAACUUGAUAUUAACGCAAGCCAUAAACUUGUUCCUUCGGCAAAACGGUAAAGAAGUUUUCAACGUCAUGCUGCCGCAACUGAAGACGAAGUUAUCGAAAUUAUUCAUGGAUAUAGCCAAUUCGCUGCUCUCGCACGUUCCCAUUGCUACGUUUUACGUGCCCAAACUAGCGCAGUCUGUAUCUUAGGAAAGGGCUAAUUCGAUUUUAUUUAUUAGCUAUAGCUGUGAAUGUUUCCGAGUUAACUAUUUUGUAUAUGUUAUUCAUAAGUCCGGUUAAGGUAAACUGUUUAAUGUAGUUUAAUAGAUACUUCGAAUGGUAACUGGACCUAAAUUUUGUGAUGAAAAGUUUGUUCGAUUUGGUAGUUUUAAAAUUAAUUUGAGAAAGUCAUUAUUUCCAAUUCAGUGAUAUUCCGUUGUAAGUGAAGUGAAUACUUUCGUCGUUUGGUAGAGAUAAUAAAGAGCGAUGAAUAUAAACUGAAUUGAAAGAAACGAAACUGAUUAAUUUCCGGCAAAAGCGCAGGUCAACUACCUUUGUCACAUUGUGUAAAAAUUUAAUAGUGUCAGCGAAGAAACCGUACGGGUAUACUUUGCGUACGAUGCUUUCAUUAACUUGCAAAGAACAAGAAUCCACAAUUAUGAAGAACACAAUAUAGAAGAUUUUGGAAAAAGCAACUUGAAUAUAGCACACCGGAUUUGUAGCAGAAGUUUAAUCGUAAAACAAUGUUUUUUUUUUAAUUUUGCACAUUUUUAAAAUUAGUAGGAGUAUCCUUUAGGAAAAUAUUGUAUAUACAUGACUCCCUAAAGAAUAUUGUUUUUGAGAUAGAUUGUGUGGCAAAAUACUCCAC